GUACCAUUUUAAUUUCUCCUUUCCUCUGAGUGACAUCUUCCAGGGGGGAACUAAUCUUGACUUUUACCCCUCUCCUCAGUGGUAUCUUCCUUGAAGAUGAGGGCACAUCUCCCCUGCCCCCCGGCACUUCUGCUUCUGUCACGUUUGCACAGACCUAUAGAACCCAGUUCCAAAGACCAGCUCUUCUGGAAUGCUUGCCUUCAGAAGGUUUCUACCCCUGAACAACGCCCCCCCCCGCCCCCGCCUUCGGUGGAACAGCCCACUGUACGGAAUGGGCGCUAAGAUGGCGGCCCCCAUGGAGGAAAGCCUGGGCACAGCCAUAUUCCUCGCCCAACAACGCCACUCGUGGACAUAGUCUCUGCCGAUCCCUAACUGCACCUUGCUCGGAGUGAGUAGACCACAGCAUCACAGCCCUUACGAUCGUGUGCGAGAACAACCACGCAGAAGGGGCACGGUCAGGGGUGAGGACAGGAAACGGAAGUGGCCCUCAGAGGACGUUUAAGUCCUGUUGGCGCGCGACGCUAAAGCGAGUGCACGAGGUUUUGUGGCGUGACAGUCAUCAGUGAGUUUUGAGGAUUUCUUGGUGUCCCUGUGGAGCUGUUGAGUUUCCUCCUUACUGGAGGCUGCGGGAUCUUCCAUUCAUUCUGACCGCAGCCCACAUACAGACUCCCCUCCAGCUUUGGAAGGUGGGCUGAGACCCAGGGUGAACAUGCCAGCUACUGGGAAAUCACCCCAGAGGUUCCCUGCCCUGGUUCCAGGACAGCCUGGCAGAUCCUUUGAGCUGAAAAAUGAUGUGCUACGUCCUAUGGCCUCUAUGGUUUCUGAUGUGAAAUCUGCCGUCAUUCAAAUUGUUUCUGUAGGGAUCUGUGUCAUUUGAGGACGUGGCUGUGGAUUUUACCCGACAGGAGUGGCACAGACUGGACCCUGCUCAGAGGACCAUGCACAAGGAUGUGAUGUUAGAGAACUACAGCAACCUGGCAUCCGUGGGCCUCUGCGUGGCCAAACCAGAGAUGAUCUUCAAGUUGGAGCGAGGAGAAGAGCUGUGGAUUUUAGAGGAGGAAUCCUCAGGCCAAGGUUUCCCAGGAUCCCUCUCACUGCUGUGUGGCAAGAGUUCUGUCGGGGGUGGUGCCCUCAGGCAUGACAGUGACCUUCAGCGUCAGAAGAUUCAACCUGCGGAUCAAACUGUUGAGUAUGAUGGAUAUGGAAAAGUCUUCUACAAGAACACAGGCUCUGUUGCACAUGAAAGAACGCACGCAGGAGUAAAAAACUUUGGAUGUCAUGAAUGUGGGAAAAGUUACUGCAGGAAAUCGAACCUUAUUGAACAUCUGAGGAUACACACAGGGGAGAGACCCUAUAAGUGUGGUGAGUGUGCAAAAACCUUCAGUGCAAGGUCAUACCUCAUUGCUCACCAGAAAACUCACACGGGGGAGAAACCCUUUGAAUGUAAUGAAUGUAGGAAGUCUUUUGGUAGGAAGUCACAACUCAUUCUACACCAGAGAACACACACAGGAGAGAGACCGUAUGCGUGUGCCGAAUGCGGGAAAACCUUUUCUGAGAAGGCAACCCUUAUGAUUCACCAGAGAACUCACACAGGGGAGAAGCCCUAUGAAUGUAGCGAAUGUGGGAAAACAUUUCGAGUCAAGAUAUCCCUUACCCAACACCAGAGAACCCACACAGGGGAGAAACCAUAUGAAUGUGGUGACUGUGGGAAAAACUUCCGUGCAAAGAAAUCCCUAAACCAACAUCAGAGAAUUCACACAGGUGAGAAACCCUAUAAAUGUGGCGAAUGUGGGAAGUUCUUCAGAAUGAAAAUGACUCUCAAUAAUCAUCAGAGAACUCACACAGGUGAAAAACCCUAUCAGUGUCAUGAAUGUGGGAAAUCCUUCAGGGUACACUCGUCUCUUGGGAUACAUCAGCGAAUUCACACGGGAGAGAAACCUUACGAAUGUAGCAAAUGUGGCAAUGCCUUCUAUGUUAAAGCACGCCUCAUUGAACAUCAGAGAAUGCAUUCAGGAGAGAAACCCUAUGAAUGCAGCGAAUGUGGAAAAAUCUUCAGUAUGAAGAAAUCCCUUUGUCAACACCAGAGAACUCACACGGGAGAGAAGCCCUAUGAAUGUAGCGAGUGCGGAAACGCCUUCUACGUGAAAGUACGCCUCAUCGAACAUCAGCGGAUUCACACGGGAGAGAGACCCUUUGAAUGUCAAGAAUGUGGCAAGGCCUUCUGCCGGAAAGCGCACCUCACGGAACAUCAGAGAACUCACGUGGGCCGGCCCUUGCCUUUUACUGUGGAGAAAGCUUCUUUGUGAAGACUCCCAUCACCGUCUGACCAAGCCCUCUGGGUCCUCUGGUCACCGGCACACAGAGCACACCCGUAACAAUUAGGCUCGGACACUGGUGUGAAAAUACAUCCUGAUUCCUCUUAGGGGCUAGCUCGUUGUUUUCGUUUCAUUUGGAUUCCCCUAAUUAAUGGUGAGGUUGAAUAACUUCUUACCUGUUGACUGGCCGUUAGGGUUCUUUUCUUCUGUGCUUUGACCGUUGUGUAUCCUUUACCCAUUGUUUUCUGACGGGCUGCUUAUCUUUUACCUCCUGGCUUUACAUGUUCUUGUUUUCGUUUUUCAAUAUAUGAGAAUGUACAAACCUUUUCUCAGUCAUGUGUACGGCAGGUAUCUUCUCCUGGACUGUGGCUGGUUAUUUAAUGUUGUUAACUCUCCCGUUGAGGUUUUAUGUGCGAAUAUUAUCAGUUUCAAGGUGAUCACAAUUCUCCUACACUUUUCCUCUAAAGUUAAGGUUUUCCUUUCAACAUGUAGAAUGUUAAUCUCCCCUGAGGUUGUGUGUGUGUGUGUGUGUGUAUAGCGUGAAUUGUACAAUAUAUAAUACUAUAUUCCUCUGAACACUUUCCAUAAAUGGUACCACCCUGUGUUGAAAGUUCUGCAGCUUGCUUUUUUCAUGAAACGUUACCUGUCCUUGAUCUACCCAUGCUGAUAAAUACAGGUCUGGUGUAUUCAUUUCUCUCCCCCUGGCGCAAGACAUUUGUGUUGUUUCUGUGUUUAGCGUCUGGAUCUAAAAGUGGAACUGAUGGGUCAUAGAGUAUAGGCAGUGUUUAAGUUACUAAGCUGCUGUGCCCCUUGCUCCAACACCCCCCUUCUACGCUGUUCUUUGCGAUGCUGGGGCUGUGACUCUACAAAACAUGUUUCUGUCUUGCCAGCUGCUUCCCGUGGGGCCUUGCCAAUCGGAGAUAGUAACCGUGAACCGUGAGCGUGAGGAAGGAAGAAGGGCCUUGCUCCUUUUCUUUUCCUCCCUGUUAGCGCCCCCUUCAUCUGAGUGUCAGCCCAGUAUCGCUCCCUCCCUUGCGCAGAAGUUCCUCAUGGUGGCAGUUGUUUAAUUCAGCACUCACAGAACAGCCAAUGGUGCCCCACCCCCUCAGAAACACUAGCGGCAGCUGGCUCGUGCCACCCCCUUGGGAGUUACCAGUCCCACCCACGUGACACCACUCCCCAGCCUUCCAGUUUUUCAACCGACUGAGCCACCCAGGCACCCCAGCCAACCUUCCAGUUUUUAAUAAUUCCAGUUUCUUCCCUUGUUACCUUAGCCUAGCUGCUUCCUGCAGUUGCUGCCUCCAUGAUAAUUUUAAUGUUCUCUUUCUGUCCUUUUCAGUUACAUGGUUAAUAACUUUGUGACUAGUCAAAAAUUCUUUAUAAGAAGUUCUUUUCAUUAAAACAACUGGCAUCGUUUCUGUCUCCUAGCUGGGUUCUUUUUUUUCUUUUUUAAUGUUUAUUUAUUUUUGAGACAGCAUGAGGGUGGGCAUGAGCAGUGGAGGGGCAGAGAGAACGGGAGACACAGAAUUCCAAGCAAGCUCGUGCCAUCAUCCAGAGCCCAGAGCGGGGCUCGAACCCGUGAACUGUGAGACUAUGACCUUAGCCAAAAUCAAGAGUCAGAGGCUCCACCGACUGAGCCACCCCAGGCGACCCCUCCUAGCUGGGUUCUGAUUGCUACAGAAGUUUUGCAACUUUAUUAAAUAAUUGAAUUCCCCCCCCCCCUCCAAAUUGUACUAAUUUACACUCUCAUGAGCAGUUUGAGACGAAGUUUACAUUAUCCCACGUAUACACCAGGACUUAUCAGUCUUUCAAAUUGUUGCCAGUCCGGAAGAUGUAAAAUGGCUUUGAGCCUUCCCAUCCAUGAAUAUGGUUUGUCUGUUUAUUUUUUAACUCAACUUUUUUCGACUUCCAUUGUAUGUGACGGUUUUCUCCCAUAAAUUGUCUUUAAUUAAAGUUAACUUUUAACAGAAA
Herpailurus yagouaroundi (jaguarundi) is the source of this 4286-nucleotide messenger RNA. RefSeq names its product zinc finger protein 157 (gene ZNF157). Lineage: Eukaryota; Metazoa; Chordata; Mammalia; Carnivora; Felidae. Bases 939 to 2306 code for a protein of 455 amino acids. The transcript is spliced from 6 exons. The record is from RefSeq and is a predicted model, not a curated record. Gene Ontology annotation, molecular function: RNA polymerase II cis-regulatory region sequence-specific DNA binding; DNA-binding transcription activator activity, RNA polymerase II-specific. Gene Ontology annotation, biological process: regulation of transcription by RNA polymerase II. Gene Ontology annotation, cellular component: nucleus.